AUGGCAGGCGUCUUCGAUUCCCAGGCAGUUUCGGAAGCAUCGAGCCAGAACCCGCUCAAGGGUCUGUGGAAACCCACGCAUUUGCAGCGUCUGCAUUAUGGAUCGGGGAGCGUGAAGGAACAUCUCCUGAAAUGUCUCCCAAACGAGACUUCCAAGGCCUUUAUCCUGACGGGCUCCUCGCUGGCGAACAAGACGUCAUUGAUCAAGCAGGUGCAAGAACUGUUGGGAUCCCGACAUGCAGGCACCUUUAGCAAGAUUGGCCAACAUGCGCCUGUGGCGCAACUGGAUGAGGCGACGGAGCUGGUCAUGCGGGAUGAAUCCAUCGAUACCAUCAUCAGCAUUGGUGGGGGAAGUCCGAUUGAUUCGGCCAAAGCCAUCAGCUAUCGCUUGAAUGAGAAGCAGCCAGGCAAGUUCUUGUAUCACAUCACCAUUCCCACCACUUUGAGUGCUGCCGAGUGCACGUUUGGGGCGGGAUAUACCAAUGCAGAUGGCAUGAAGACGGGCAUUGGACAUCCCGAGGUCGCGCCGCAUGUCAUUAUUUAUGACAGCAAGUUUGCGCUCGAGACUCCCCCGUGGCUGUGGAUGAGCACGGGGAUGCGAGCAAUGGAUCAUGCCAUGGAACUCCUCUACCACCCCACUUCGACAGAGAUGCCGGCAAGACAAAUGUGUCUUAUCGCCGCCGGAGAUUUAUUCACGUAUUUGAAAAAGUACAAGCAGGACCCCAAAGACGAGCAGGUCAUCACAAAGCUGCAACUCGCGGCCUUUGCAUCGCUGGGCUUCCUGGCKUUGAAUUUCCAAGGCGGCCUCGGUCUUUCCCACACCCUUGGAUACGCCUUGGGUUCCCCCUUCCAAAUCCCUCACGGCAUCACCUCAUGUCUGACUCUCGGGCACGUCGUGAAGCUCAAAGCCGAGAGCUCUGCGGACGAUGCCGGGCAACUGGCGAGGGCGGCGCCGUUCAUCGGUAUCCCUAGGUCGGGAGAUGAUAGAAAGGAUGGUGUUGCUGUUGGGGAUGCCAUUUUGCAGCUGGUGCAGGAUCUCGGUCUGAAGACCACGUUGACGGAGAAGGGUGUUGGGAGGGAUAAGGUGCAUUUUAUCGUCUCGACGGCUACGAGGCAGGAGAGUGGGCCGCUGUAUGAUGCGGUGAAGCAGCUGGUUGAAAAGCUGUAUUGA
This is a messenger RNA of Ramularia collo-cygni, 1170 nucleotides long. Its product is annotated as related to Lactaldehyde reductase. Gene Ontology annotation, molecular function: alcohol dehydrogenase (NAD+) activity; metal ion binding. NCBI's taxonomy places the organism in Eukaryota, Fungi, Ascomycota, Dothideomycetes, Mycosphaerellales, Mycosphaerellaceae. The transcript has 3 exons. The coding region runs from base 1 to 1170 and encodes 389 amino acids. Gene Ontology annotation, cellular component: mitochondrion. The record is from RefSeq and is a predicted model, not a curated record.